Knipowitschia caucasica is the source of this 465-nucleotide messenger RNA. The record is from the annotation of a GenBank genome assembly. Lineage: Eukaryota; Metazoa; Chordata; Actinopteri; Gobiiformes; Gobiidae.
AUGGCCACUACCAGGCGACUUAAGAAGGAACUUGAAGAUAUUCGCAACUCAGGAAUCCAACAUUUCCGUAGCUUAAUAGUCGAUGAAACAAAUAUUUUGAACUGGCAAGGCCUCAUUGUUUCCGAUUGUCCACCAUAUGACAAAGGCGCUUUUCGAAUUGAGAUUAUUUUUCCUGCAGAGUAUCCUUUCAAACCACCAAAAAUCACUUUCAAGACAAAAAUUUACCAUCCAAACAUUGAUGACAAGGGCCAGGUCUGCCUACCCAUCAUAAGUCCUGAAAACUGGAAGCCAGCCACUAGAACGUCCCAAGUGAUUCACUCUCUGGUUGCUCUGGUGAACUCCCCAGAGCCUGAGCACCCACUGAGGGCCGAUCUAGCAGAAGAAUACACCAGAGAUCGGGCAAAGUUUAUGAAGAAUGCAGAAGAAUCUACGAAAAAAUACGGUGAAAAGCGACCAGUGGACUGA